AUGGCCGGCGCCAGCCUCCCAGAAACAGGGCCGGAGCCGCGGCGGUCGGGGGCCGCCGCCAGCGCUGCAGAGCACCUGGUGAGGGCGCAGAAACUGUGUGAAAAGGUGCGGAAAAGCAUAUCCUCCAACUACAGCUCCUCGGAGCGGGAGCUCAUCGACAGGGUCUUCCGGCUCUUCGAAACCGUCACCUGCCUUCGCUUGGUGCCUCGAACUAGCGAGAAGGACUACGUGCGUAUCACUCCCACCGGUCGAUGUAGUGGAGAAGUGGGACGCCGCGGAGGACGCCAGAGGAUCAGCCUGCCACACUGGUGUCUCAGUUUCGGACACGGCGCACACGAGCUGAUGCACACAGCAGGGUUCUGGCACGAACAUCAGAGACCGGACCGGGAUCAGUUCGUCAGGGUGCUGUGGGACAACAUCAAGCCACGACAUCGUCGGGCCGACUACGGCCGGAGGCUCUGGGAGGAGCUCGGCGAGGGCAGCUGGCUGGGUCCGUACGACUUCCGCUCGAUCCUGCAUUACUCGGGACGCGGAUCGGCUGUGGAUAGCACCAAACCCACCAUGGUGGCCAGACAGGGUGGUGUCAAGCUGGGAGGCAACGGCAACCUCACCGACAUCGACAUCUGGAAGAUAAACACGCAGUACCACUGCUGGCAGCGUCCAAGUAGUCGUCAAGCUGAAGGACCUGCUGAAACCCACGGCGAUCUCACCAACAAGUACAACAUCCCCUACGAGAACUGA
Messenger RNA from Amphibalanus amphitrite, 741 nucleotides. Its product is annotated as zinc metalloproteinase nas-7-like. The transcript is spliced from 3 exons. The coding region runs from base 1 to 741 and encodes 246 amino acids. Gene Ontology annotation, molecular function: metalloendopeptidase activity; zinc ion binding. The record is from RefSeq and is a predicted model, not a curated record. Gene Ontology annotation, biological process: proteolysis. Lineage: Eukaryota; Metazoa; Arthropoda; Thecostraca; Balanomorpha; Balanidae.